Pseudomassariella vexata is the source of this 1293-nucleotide messenger RNA. RefSeq lists its product as uncharacterized. The transcript has 2 exons. Bases 1 to 1293 code for a protein of 430 amino acids. The record is from RefSeq and is a predicted model, not a curated record. NCBI's taxonomy places the organism in Eukaryota, Fungi, Ascomycota, Sordariomycetes, Amphisphaeriales, Pseudomassariaceae.
AUGUCGAGACGCAGUAACUUGGCGACUGACGAGUUCGCGUCCAUACUCGCAAGACAAAACGGCUGCGUCAAAUGCUUAGAUGCCAGUCCUACAUGUCCAGCCUGUGACGACACGGAGGAGUGUCAGGUUACCGUUCCCUUGAACUGCACGGAAUGCCCAAAAGCAUAUUGUGCGGUAAAGUCAUCCACAACAUCGGUUGCAUCCUCGUCUUCCUCGUCGAGUAGUAACAGGCCAAGCGCCGGUGCCAUUGCAGGCGGUGUCAUCGGAGGUCUAGCAGCAAUAGCCAUCGUCACUUAUUUGGUCUGGAGGUUCUGUAUCAAGACCAAGAGAGGGAAUUUCGCGCAGGAGCAGUGGCAGCACGACCCCGAACAGUCCAAGGAACGUGGCGCCAACGACUUCGCAUCGGCCCGGUCACAACGCCAAUCAGCCUUCUCCGUCCAUUCAGUCGCCUCGACAGUCCUCACCCGCGCUUCCAACAUCAUCCAAAUCGCCUACAUUCCCGGAGUUACCAAUAGGGCCACCCCUACGUCUCCAACGCUUCUCGUUCCACCUGUCCCUCCAAUUCCUUUGGCUUUGUCGGACGCGGGCACCCCCUCGUCCUUUGAAGAGCAGCACUUCUUUGUUCCAGGAGACCUUCGUGAUUCGACGUAUUCUGGAAUCUCAGGUUACAGUGACCGCACAUCAUACGCCCGGUCCUAUGCCCCACGGUCCAGUGUUGCCUCGACUAUAUACGGUAAAAAUGCCGUAAUAUCGCCCAUGCCAGCCCAGAAGGGCACCCUUCUCAAGCCGUCUAUUGUCAGCGUCAAGUCGCGGGCAACCAGUGGCAGCGGGAGCGAGACCAGCACUCCUCCUGUCCCGUCUGUCGACUAUGAUAAGUAUGAAAAGCCGGAGCCGUCUCCGGCCUUCAGCAUCGGAGCCACCUUUUUCAAGAACGCAAGCGCAUCCACGGCCACGGCCGUCCGCCCACAAGUCGUCCGAGUCGGCAGUGGCCCCAAGAUGGUCGAUGCCAAGUCGCCGUCUGCUUCCGUUUCAUCUUCAGAAGUGGAAGAGCCCGAGCCGUUGAUCCAGGUGCGCGACGAGUCUCGUGCCAGAGAAUCGAGUGCGGAUGAGACGCCGGGGCCAUUUGCGGACCCUCCUCCGACACCAUCCGAGCACAGGAGCACCAACAACCUCAGUGCCGUGAUCGAAGAGGCAACGCGGCGGGCAUCUGCGCAUAGGGGCAGUGAUUCGAACCCGAGCCUUGUCGAGCGAGGUCGUAGCCCCUUUGGAGAUGAGCACGCCUUGAGGGAUUAA